UUGUAAAUAAGUGAACUUUGACUUUCUUCUCGUAGGGCAAGAGACAAAAAAAAUGGCUACUCUCAAGCUUCUCAUCCUCCUCCUCUUCCCCGCCGCCGUGACCGCUUCCCUCUCCGGCCAUUCCUCGGCGGCGGAAGACACAGCCAAGAACCCACAUGCCUUCAUCGUACAGGUGGCCAAAGAGACGAUGCCCUUCCACAACGUCCUCUACUCCGCCGCCAUCGGAUUGGGCACUGACCCGACUGCCUCGAUCGACUUCGUCAUCGAUCUCGGAGGAGGGUUCCCCUGGUUCGUGUGUUCAACUGCACGUUACAACUCCUCCUCCUACCGCGAAAUCGGCUACUCCUCUCCCAAAUGCAGACUCGUCAAGAACCCUAGUAUGACGAGUUCUUGCUACCCGAUCGGCACCUGCCCCGAUCCAUCUUGCGGGGUGGACGUGAACAAUCCGUAUAGCAAUCGGAAUUAUCACGGAAGUGUCCUGUCACAGGACGUGAUGAGCUUCGUAUCAACCCCAGACGGUCGUACACUCGGCCCUCGUCUCGAAUCUCCUCAGUUGGUGUUCGCCUGCGCCGAUGACGAGGUUUUCGAGUAUCCUUUCCCGGCGUCAUCUCUUGGAAUGAUCGGCCUUUCCAAGAACGGACUCUCUCUUCCUAAUCAGCUCACUUCCGCCUUCAGGCUUCCCCGAAAAUUCGCUCUCUGCCUUCCUUCCAAGCCCAAAGCGUCAGCCCGAGGUGACCUUUUCAUCGGCGGUGGUCCAUAUUUCUACCCUCCGUACCAAGGAGACGCUUCCCGUCUGUUCGUGGCCGCCCCUUUGUUCGGCAAUCCAUACUACUCCACGUUGCCUCUGAUCAACGCCGCACCCUCUAACGAUUACUACAUCGGCGUGAAAUCCAUCGCGAUAGACGGAAAAACGAUUCCUUUCGAGAAAUCUCUUCUGUCGAUUGGCAAAGACGGGAAUGGCGGCACUCAGCUCAGCUCCAUCGCGCCCUGUACCUCAAUGCACCCUGCCAUCUUCAAACCCUUCUUCAAAGCCUUCAUGGCUAAGGCCACGGGGAAGAAUAUGGUCCCAGCACCGAGCGAUGGUAUGUAUCCGCCUAUGGCGUGCUUCGACCGGAGAAGCGUGAGAAGGGGAAUCACCGGACCGGACGUUCCCGUGAUCGAUCUGCUGGUUCAGGGCGGCGGGAUUUGGCGAAUCUACGGCUCGAACUCCAUGGUGGAUUACGAUGAGAACCGGACGUGCUUGGCGUUUGUUGACGCGGGGAAAGAAGCUCGGGCUGGCAUCGUGAUCGGUUCGCUUGCGUUGGAGGAUACAUUGGUCGAGUUCGAUCUCGAUUCCUCCAAGUUCAGUGUCACUUCUUCGCUUCUAAUGCACAACACUUCUUGCUCUCGUUUCAGGACAGCUUGAUUGUAAUUAAAUAUGUUAAAAAGAGAGAGUCAAAAUAUGUAUUUUAAUUAUACUUCGAAUAAAAAGAAUAUAUAAUUGAAUUUGUGUAACUAGUCAAAUAUU
Molecule: messenger RNA, 1507 nt
Organism: Tarenaya hassleriana
Lineage: Eukaryota; Viridiplantae; Streptophyta; Magnoliopsida; Brassicales; Cleomaceae
Product: basic 7S globulin-like
Exons: 3
Coding region: 53-1405 (450 amino acids)
Biological process (GO): proteolysis
Molecular function (GO): aspartic-type endopeptidase activity
Source: RefSeq, a predicted model, not a curated record